AUGUUUCCAAGUUCAGUCUCACCUUCCACAAAAAAAAAUGUUUCAAAAUCUCAAGCUCUUCACACUGGUUGCAGUGAUCAUGAUGACCAUGGUUGUGUUGUCCGAGAAGGAGCACUUCCACUUGUUUACACUGGUUAUUACACACCUGACAUCUCCAAAAACAACUGGAAUUGGAAUCCCAUGGAUUUUCAAUAUUACAAUGCUUACAAGUCCUCACUCUCAAUUCCAGUGAAAAUGGUAGAUCCAAUUGUUAACAGAGGUCAUAUUUCAGGAAACACAAAUUUGGUUACUAAUUUUUAUCCAUUUGCUUCAUUGAGUGUCACUGUUGAGGCAGCUGCUACGAACGGAACGUUUGUAAUGUCUGGUUCUGCAAUGUGGAGAUAA
Molecule: messenger RNA, 384 nt
Organism: Naegleria fowleri
Lineage: Eukaryota; Heterolobosea; Eutetramitea; Acrasida; Naegleriidae
Exons: 1
Coding region: 1-384 (127 amino acids)
Source: RefSeq, a predicted model, not a curated record